Pelobates cultripes (western spadefoot toad) is the source of this 900-nucleotide messenger RNA. The record is from the annotation of a GenBank genome assembly. NCBI's taxonomy places the organism in Eukaryota, Metazoa, Chordata, Amphibia, Anura, Pelobatidae.
CUCUGCCCCGAUCUGCUUUCUUGGCUGACAUCAGAAAUGGUGAAUUCCCGUAGGAAAGAAACAGAAUGUGAAGGCAGAUAAGAACCAUUUGGCCAUCUAGUCUGUAUUGGAUUGGCUGAAAUUGCAAAGGAGGUAGAGCUCCUUUUUACUUUUUAUAAUAUAUGAGAGCCAAUGGAUUACGGCAAAAACAGUGAGCUGCUGGAGCAGUUUGAUUGCCUCACGGUGUCGCUGGGCAUCCAAUGUACUCUUCAGGUAUUUCCAAUUGCACUUCUUGAUGAGAAUGCCACAACAUUGGCAAUGUACCACUGAACAGAUGAGGUUGAGGCUUGAGGGAGUGUGUGUCCAUCUUAUGUCCCUUGCCCUCUCUGGAUACAAAAAGUGUGUAAGGCAUGUCUCACAUGUACUUGAUUCCUGCUGCUUGUAGAUGGGUGACAGGCCGAAGAGAUGCUAUGCUAAGAUCUUCAAAAAAAAAAGGACAGGCUGGAGAUUUCAACAGAGUAGCCAUAAAUCCCUGUUACCUGCCUACUCUGAACACUCAGUCCAGGUGUACUAAUUUCACCGGUUUUAGGUGGUACCAGUGUGGAAAGCGAGUAACAAACAUCCUGGGGCAGUUCGUCAGUGCCAACAGCGACCUCCACAUCCAUGAUCUUCAUGUUGUGCCACCUCAUAGCAUCCUCCAGGCUAGCGGUGAGUGAGACUGACCUGCUGCUCCGUUAAUUGCUGGGUAAGUAAGGCAUUAUUGAGCUGUGCUUGGCAGGCAGCCACAGAGUUGUCCUUCACAGCCUUUUAUCCAACCGAUGAGGGUGUGCAUUUCCUUCCUUGGAACAUCAUGCAGGAGGCUUCUAAGAUAUGCUAUCGUCAUUAGGGCAUUUUCCUCUCCUAUUGCAGGCCUUUCCUCAG